AUGACGCACCGAGUGCCCGACUGGGCCGCCACCACCACCAUCACCACCACGACGACGGAAGAGGGUGAUUCUUCUAAGAGUUUUCAAUAUGAAGAUUUUGGUCCGCUUCUUGAUUCUGUUGUCCCUCAUCAUCAUCCACAUCCCCAAACUGAAACUGAAACUGAAACUGAUCAUGAUUAUUCUGUUUGGAAUAUUAAUACUAGUGGUGCUAGUGGUGCAACUGGAGCAGCAGAAGAUCAUAAUCACAAGUGUUUUCAAGAAAUAUUUGAAGACUUGUCCAAUAUUCAGCUUGAACCAACAAUUACACCCAAUGCUAUUUUUUCAUCCGACAAACACUUUGUAUGUGAUUUCGACAAGGGAGAACUAAAAACCACCUCUCGUUUUAUGGAGACAAAAUCAGUGUCUGGAGAGGGUAUUAAGCCCAAAAGAACACGUGCUGCUGAACUACAUAAUAUGUCCGAGAGGAAGCGUAGGAAGAAAAUCCGGGGGAAGCUGGGGGCAUUGCAGCAACUUAUACCCAACUGUAACACGGGUGAUGAUGACUCUGUAGAUUAUGCUGCUGACUAG
Molecule: messenger RNA, 567 nt
Organism: Prunus dulcis (almond)
Lineage: Eukaryota; Viridiplantae; Streptophyta; Magnoliopsida; Rosales; Rosaceae
Product: transcription factor PIF5-like
Exons: 4
Coding region: 1-567 (188 amino acids)
Cellular component (GO): nucleus
Molecular function (GO): protein dimerization activity
Source: RefSeq, a predicted model, not a curated record